UGUAGGAGGCGCCACGCGGCUGUUGAAAUGAAGCUUCAAACACAGGCCGAAGAAGAAGCUGCUUCUGUCACAACAUCCGUCAGACGUCAUCGUGCUGAUUUAGUUAUUUUAAGGAUGUUUCGGACUCCACACACGAAGACUUGUUUGAAUCAGCUCAGACUGGUUUCGUUGCUCAGAUACACUCAUGAACGAGGCUCUCCUUCUUUGAGAAGAGAUGAUGUACAACACAAGCACUUCUGCUCCAGCACUGUCUCUAGAGCUUUCUCUGAUGCGUUGGACUCUCCCAAACAUGUUUGUCCACCGGCCACCAUACGGAUACACACUGGCACUCGUUUUCUAUUAACACACAUGAGUUAUGACUGUAUGAACUGGCUACACAUACCAAAUGCUUUCUUGCUGUUUUUACACACCUCUCAAAGCCCCACUAAUCGAAGCAAAUGCCAGAAAAGCGGUAUUAAAAGAUGCUGCAGUGUCUUAAAGCGCAGCACAGAAAGCACUAGCAUCUUCCGUGGGUUGACUAGCAUUGGCCCAGUCCUUUGUAAAGCUGCAGUCCAGACUCGCGGGCUGCACAGAAACGCCCCUCAGCGGCCUGUGAUGGACCAGUGUUUGUCUGCAGGGAACGAGGCUCGCUGCAGACGCUCGCUGCAGGCCAACGCUGCUCUGUACGCUUGGGAAGGGAAGAGCUGGGCCGCGGUGCUGGUGUGUCUGUGUGCCGUGAGCGGGGUUCCCGCGCUGCUCUUCACGCUCAGAUCCGCCACACUGAAGGGCAGGCACAAAGGAGAUGUCAGUUUCGCAGGGGGAAAGAAGGACCCGUCUGACAGGACUGUAGUAGACACGGCUCUGAGAGAAGCGCACGAGGAGCUGGGGAUCCACAUCAGUGAGGAGAAAGUGUGGGGUGUGCUCAAACCGCUGCGUGAUACGUCUGGAAUGAUGAUUGCGCCUGUAAUAGCCAAUCUUGGACCACUGGAGGUGCUCUCUUUUCAACCUAAUCCAAGUGAGGUGGAAGAGAUUUUUACCCUGACGCUUGAGCAUUUGUGUCAACCCCAAAACAGAGGCUACACACACUUCCGCACUGGAGAUCGUUACGGGUACACACUCCCAGUGUUUCACAGCCCUAAGCAUCGCGUCUGGGGUCUCACCGCAGUGGCCCUGGAUCACACACUCAAAGUUAUUGUGCCACCAGAGCAGCUGUUAGACCACAGCGUGGUUCAGUAGCACCUUCCUGAGACCCCACCAUUGGUAUGUUAAGGGUUAAUGACUGAAUUAAUUGUACUGGUUAGCAGCUUUGCUUUAGUGAAAAGCCUCCAGUGAAAGCAGGAGUGUUUGUUUAUACAAAGCACAUUCAUUUCAAUGUACUUUUGGGAUUUAACAUUAUACAUUGUUCUCCUUCAUCUUUACCCAGAUGAUUGUUUUAAAUGUGUGUCUAAUACAGAUGUCAUUUUAUUUAACAUCACUGCUUAUAAUUAAAGUGUUCACAUGCUUUAAA
Messenger RNA from Carassius gibelio (silver crucian carp), 1486 nucleotides. It is a transcript of the gene nudt8, whose product is annotated as nudix (nucleoside diphosphate linked moiety X)-type motif 8. Gene Ontology annotation, molecular function: coenzyme A diphosphatase activity. The coding region runs from base 28 to 1215 and encodes 395 amino acids. Lineage: Eukaryota; Metazoa; Chordata; Actinopteri; Cypriniformes; Cyprinidae. The transcript has 5 exons. The record is from RefSeq and is a predicted model, not a curated record.